Molecule: messenger RNA, 967 nt
Organism: Raphanus sativus (radish)
Lineage: Eukaryota; Viridiplantae; Streptophyta; Magnoliopsida; Brassicales; Brassicaceae
Product: translation machinery-associated protein 22
Exons: 7
Coding region: 126-728 (200 amino acids)
Biological process (GO): translation reinitiation; formation of translation preinitiation complex
Molecular function (GO): translation initiation factor activity; mRNA binding
Source: RefSeq, a predicted model, not a curated record
CUCUCCGACAACAUUGUCUUGGUGGGGUAUUACUCCGCCGUAGAAAUCAGAUUCUCUUUCUAUAUCACUAACUUCGAAAGAAUCUCGUUUUUAGCUUCUGGAAAGGGAAGAAACAUCGUUAACCUAUGGCAGAGAAGCUAGAGCCGGCAAAGGUCUUGUACUGUGGAGUUUGCUCUCUUCCAGCUGAAUACUGCGAGUUCGGUCCUGAUUUCGGGAGAUGCAAGCCCUGGCUCGUUCAAAACGCACCCGAUCUCUAUCCUGAUCUCCUCAAAGAAGCUAAUGAGAAGGCAGCAGAUAAUGUCUCUGACAAACUCCAGUCCGUGGGAAUCUCUUCAGGUGGCGCUGAUGGUGCACCCUCUUCAUCUCAGUCUACUGGAGGAGGGACAUCCAAGAAGGAGGAAGGGAAACGCCUUCCCGGGGGAAAACUAAAAAAGAAAGAGAGACAAGAAGUUAUUAUCGAAAAGGUUGUGCGCAACAAGCGCAAGUGUAUCACCAUUGUUAAAGGACUAGAACUGUUUGGGAUAAAACUCAGUGAUGCAUCUAAAAAGCUCGGGAAGAAGUUUGCCACUGGAGCUUCAGUUGUCAAGGGACCAACUGAGAAGGAGCAAAUUGAUGUUCAAGGAGAUAUUAUCUAUGACAUCGUUGAGUUCAUUACAGACACUUGGCCCGACGUACCUGAAAGAUCCAUUUUCUUCAUUGAAGAUGGGAAGAAGGUUCAAGCUGGUUGAUGACCCCACCUCCUGAGUCCUGUUUUUUUGGCAUGGCAGGUUCACGUAGACAAAGCUAGUUUCCGAUUCCUCCUAUGUGUUUUGGAGGAAACGCUACGCUAUAAUAACUUACAGCAUAACAUAUAUAUAUAUAGCUUUUUCUUGCUCGGGUUGUGAUAAUUCCUGUUGGUUUCUCCAGAGAUCUCUGUUUGUGACAUUUAAAAUGUGCUUUGAAAUGACGAAUGUGUUGAAUCCUGAUC